AAACAUGGCAAUAAAUGAGGGGUGGAAAGGAGGCAGAGAGUAAAGCGGGUGUAAGUCUAAAAGACAUGAAGUCAAAUAUGAGGCAGUUCCAUGUGCUCACAUGGUUGACGAUACUCUGAAAUUGGAGAGAGAGAAAGAGAAACCCCAGCUUAUUCAUUCAACCCCAAUCCAACCAAAUCAAUUCAUUUCAAUUCUCUAAAUUUUUCCAAUUAUUAUACACCCUUUCUUUUUUCCCAUCAUUUUCCAUUCAAUUACCUUUUUAAUCUAUCUUUCUAAUUUUCAAACACUAAUUCCAAAAAUCAGAGCUUUCCCAGAAAUACCCAAAUCACCAGAAAAAGCUUCAAACUUUGUCAAUUUUCUCUCUUUUUUUUAAUACCCUUUUCUCCAAUUUUCCAUCUUUUUGAGCUUGAAUUGUAAAAAAAAAGAUGAAGGAAGGUGGAGAUGGUGGGUUUGUGAGAGCAGAUCAGAUUGAUCUGAAGAGCUUAGAUGAACAGCUUGAAAGGCAUCUUAGCAGAGCAUUAACUAUGGAAAAAAGCAAGAAAAAAGAUGAUUUGGGUGAUAAUAAUCAUCAAACUAGUAGUGAUGCUAAACCUGAGUGGGAGAUCGACGCUUCUAAACUCAUCAUCAAGGCUGUCAUUGCACGUGGCACUUUUGGGACCGUUCAUCGUGGGAUUUACGACAGUUUAGAUGUCGCCGUCAAGUUGCUUGACUGGGGUGAAGAAGGCCAGAGAACAGCAGCUGAGAUAGCUUCACUCAGGGCAGCCUUUACACAAGAAGUUGCAGUGUGGCAUAAGCUUAACCAUCCGAAUGUGACUAAGUUUAUUGGGGCAAAGAUGGGUGCAUCAGGACUGCAAAUACAAACAGAAAGUGGUCUAAUCAGCAUGCCAACUAAUAUCUGCUGUGUUGUUGUGGAAUAUCUUCCUGGGGGUGCCCUGAAGAAUUACCUCAUAAAGAACCGAAGAAAGAAGCUAGCUUUUAAGGUUGUCCACCAGUUGGCGCUUGAUCUAGCUAGAGGGUUGAGCUAUCUCCACUCUGAAAAGAUUGUUCAUAGAGAUGUAAAGACAGAGAACAUGCUACUAGAUAAAUCAAGGACUCUGAAAAUAGCAGAUUUUGGUGUAGCUCGGGUUGAGGCUUCAAACCCGAGUGAUAUGACUGGAGAAACAGGAACGCUUGGUUAUAUGGCCCCUGAGGUUCUAAAUGGGGAUCCAUAUAACAGAAAAUGUGAUGUGUAUAGCUUUGGCAUCUGUUUGUGGGAAAUAUAUUGCUGCGACAUGCCUUAUCCGGACCUCAGUUUUUCAGAGGUGACUUCUGCAGUGGUUCGCCAGAAUCUAAGGCCAGAAAUUCCUAGAUGUUGCCCUAGUGCAUUGGCUAAUGUAAUGAAGAAAUGUUGGGAUGCUAAUCCCGAUAGGCGCCCCGAAAUGGACGAAGUAGUUUCCUUGUUGGAGGCGAUUGACACAUCGAAAGGUGGGGGAAUGAUCCCUGUUGAUCAGCAGCAAAGUUGUUUCUGCUUCCAAAGACGUCGAGGACCUUAGACGAUGGUGGCUUUUAGAACUUUUCGAAGCAACCAGACUAUAAUGUCUGGAUUAUUGAUUAUUGCUUUGGCUUUUGCGGGAGAUACCAUCCAACUUGUAAUUAUGGUGAAAAAGUAAAGGUAAUUGUGAGCAUUUACAAAUGGGAAAAACAUUCUACUUAUUGGUUGUUCCAAUUUAAAAGUCUGCAUUAGUUGUAGCCAGACUUGUAAAUCAAUUUCUCCAAUUUCCAGUUGUCACUCAUUUUCCUCUUUUUUACAGUUGCAUAUAAUUACAA
Molecule: messenger RNA, 1806 nt
Organism: Chenopodium quinoa (quinoa)
Lineage: Eukaryota; Viridiplantae; Streptophyta; Magnoliopsida; Caryophyllales; Amaranthaceae
Product: serine/threonine-protein kinase STY8-like
Exons: 6
Coding region: 426-1532 (368 amino acids)
Biological process (GO): protein phosphorylation
Cellular component (GO): plasma membrane
Molecular function (GO): ATP binding; protein kinase activity
Source: RefSeq, a predicted model, not a curated record